Messenger RNA from Cydia amplana, 204 nucleotides. Its product is annotated as COP9 signalosome complex subunit 9. The coding region runs from base 13 to 192 and encodes 59 amino acids. The record is from RefSeq and is a predicted model, not a curated record. The transcript is spliced from 3 exons. Gene Ontology annotation, biological process: negative regulation of protein neddylation. NCBI's taxonomy places the organism in Eukaryota, Metazoa, Arthropoda, Insecta, Lepidoptera, Tortricidae.
CUUUCAGCAACCAUGAAGCCGACCGUUGCCGCUGACGAAAUGUUUCCCGAAGGAGUUGGACCUUGGAUGGAUUUGGAAGAAGCUGGUGGCCCAUCCAAUCUUCUCAUGGAUUUGGCUGCAAAUGAAAAAGCAGUCCAUGCAGACUUCUUCAAUGAUUUUGAAGAUUUGUUUGAUGAUGACGACCUAAAGUAGUGUUGGUUGCUG